Messenger RNA from Rubroshorea leprosula, 609 nucleotides. The record is from the annotation of a GenBank genome assembly. NCBI's taxonomy places the organism in Eukaryota, Viridiplantae, Streptophyta, Magnoliopsida, Malvales, Dipterocarpaceae.
AUUAAAUAAUAAAUAAUUUAUUAUAACUAAUUAUAAUAACGGGGGCUUCAUCGCCGUUGUUGGCGUAUUUUCUGAUGCAUUUUGGCCAAAAUGCGUGGGAAAUUGGCGGAGACUUGUACUUCCCAUUGCUUUUGACUCAUCGGAUUGAUGGAGUUGUCGGAGCUACUGAGUGUUCGGUGUGCCUGCAGCCCUACGACGGUGAAUACACAAUUCCACGUGUACUCGCCUGCGGACACACAGCCUGCGAGUCCUCCCUCUCAAACAUCCCACAAAAAUUUCCUCAAGCGAUUCGCUGCCCUGCGUGUACGGUAGUAGUAAAGCUCCCUCCUCAGGGUCUCUCUCUACUCCCCAAAAGCAUCGACCUUCUGCGGCUGAUCACCGCCUCUCCCCUGCAAAAUCUGCCAAAACCGAUCGACAAAUGCUCGAAUGACUUCCAGAUCUCUGUCUCGGCCGUUCCUCCCUCGUCCCCUUCGAUAAUCAAACUAACGGGGGCUUCAUCGCCGUCGGAGUGGGGAGAAAAUGCACGGUUGGAAAUUGAAAUCCAUGGGUUUAGGGAUGAAUUUGAAAUACACAGUUUUUAAGUCUUUUAAAUAUAUUGGUUAAAAUACA